Molecule: messenger RNA, 1026 nt
Organism: Coccidioides posadasii C735 delta SOWgp
Lineage: Eukaryota; Fungi; Ascomycota; Eurotiomycetes; Onygenales; Onygenaceae
Product: Peptidyl-prolyl cis-trans isomerase B
Biological process (GO): protein folding; protein peptidyl-prolyl isomerization
Molecular function (GO): peptidyl-prolyl cis-trans isomerase activity
Source: RefSeq, a predicted model, not a curated record
AUCAAUUGACUGCUCUGCUUUGUUUAAGAGUGUUUGGGCUGUUUAUCCUACAAUUUCGCGACCAUGUCUAGCAUUAAACGCCUUGUGGCGCUGGGUUCCAUCGUCCUCCUUGCCCUCUUCCUGCUUGUGUCCAGGGCUGAGGCUAAGGGACCAAAGGUCACCAACAAGGUGUAUUUCGAUAUCGAGCAUGGGGAUAAGCCUAUGGGAAGAAUAGUUCUGGGGCUCUACGGCAAGACCGUUCCCAAGACCGCUGAGAACUUCCGCGCAUUGGCAACCGGUGAGAAGGGCUUUGGAUACGAAGGCUCUACCUUCCACCGUGUCAUCAAGGACUUUAUGAUUCAGGGUGGUGACUUCACCAACCACGAUGGCACUGGCGGAAAAUCCAUCUAUGGCCAAAAGUUCCCCGAUGAGAACUUCAAGCUCCGACACACCAAGAAGGGCCUUUUGAGUAUGGCCAACGCUGGUCCCGACACCAAUGGAUCCCAAUUCUUCAUUACCACUGCAGUCACAAGCUGGCUUGAUGGUCGUCAUGUUGUUUUUGGCGAAGUCCUUGAGGGCUACGAUGUUGUUGAUUCCAUCCAAAACGUGUCUAAGGGAUAUGGAGACAAGCCCGAGACGGAUGUCAAGAUCGCCAAAAGUGGAGAGCUACCAGUGGAACCGGAAGGUAGUGACAAAGAGCUUUAGAUUAAUAACUCCUGAGUCUUUCUGAACACCUGGCCUCUCUAUCUUCUUUCAUUUGGCGCCAGGAGUCGCUGAUAGCUCACCUGUCCAAAAAAAAGGCGACCGGGGUCGAUUUCGCACUUACUUUGAAACUCCGAUGUAUAAUCCUCCUCAGCGGCAUUAAGACAUCAGUCAAUCCACAGGGUUCCUUAUUUCCCCGACCUUCGAAUAAUGGAUUCAGACCUUUCCUUCUCAGAAAUUCCAUAUGAGGUUUGGGAUACGUCUAUCCGUGUGGGUAAGUGGUUAAUGUAUAUAGAUAGGUACAUCUAUAGGAGACAAAUUAUAACGCUUGCAACAUGCAUAUAC